AUGUCAUGUUCUAAUCUUAUGACGUAUAUCUUUGUCUUACUUCUGCUAGCGAACGCCAAAGGAGACCAAUCUACUGCAUCAAAUGUUAACUACAAGAUAACAACACUACUUGGAGGAUUUAAUGGAGAUGGGCAAAACGCAUUAACUGUUGGCAUGUUUUGGCCACAAACUAUUGCUAUUUCUUCCACUACUGGAAAUAUAUACUACUCUGAUUAUUUAAACAAUCAGAUCAGAUACAUUAAACCAGAUGGAAACUCUUACUUUCUCGCUGGAAAUCCCAAUUAUAAUUUUGAUUCUACAAACUUUCCAAAAGGACCCACACCUGCCACCACUUCAAUUCAUUGGCCAUUUUGUGUAGCAGUGAAUUCUAAAGGAGAGGUUUACUUUACAGAUGAAAACACUCUUCGAAAGGUCUAUAAAAAUUCCUAUGGCCAAGAUACAAUGCUCUUACUAGCUGGUGGUGGUUCAAAUCUUUCGAGUAAUAUUUCUGCAUUGGAUGCCAAACUGGGUGCUCCAUUUGGUUUGCUAGUUGAUGAAGCAAAUGAUGUAAUUUAUGUUAGUGAUACUUACAAAUAUACGAUACGAAAGAUAGUUAAUGGGACCAUCUAUACCAUAGCAGGAACAGGCGUGGAGGACAAAAAUACACCAGAAGGAUCUCUUGCAGCGAGUGCAAGUAUUGCAAAGGUUUUGACUCUAACUUUCCAUCCACUAACUAGAGAAUUAAUUUAUUUGGAAGAAACUGGCAGGGUCAGAAGAAUCACCAAUGAAGGAAGAAUAUUCACAUUGUAUAGUGGUACAAAUGGGGCAAUUGGAAUGGUUUUUGACUCAUUUGGAGACUUCUACUUGGCAGAGUCAACUCAUCAAAUUGUAAAGAUUUCGAAUAGUGUACGUACAGUUGUGGCCAACGAUGCUGGAGUGGCUGCUUUUGGUGGAGAUGGAGGUCUUGCUAUCAAUGCAACUUUGAAUAAUCCAACAGGAUUGGCUAUUUCUGGACGAUUCUUGUACGUUGCAGACACUUCCAAUUUUAGAAUACGUAGAAUAGAUUUGGAUACAAAAAUAAUUACAACAUUAGCAGGAAAUGGCUUGAGAAAAUAUAUGGGUAUUGUUGGAAGCUCUGUAGCUUUGUAUAGACCAAGAGGAACUUUUUACAAUUCUCAAACUGAUGAAUUACUGAUUGCUGAUUGGGGAAAUAGCAGAGUUAUAAGAUUGAAUUCUCUAUCAAAUUAUACUUCCUCAAAGAUUGAACCAAUUUUAGGUACUGGUAAUAGAGCGUAUUCUGCAGAUGGUAAUUUUGGAAAUGAAACAGAUGUAAUUUAUCCGCGAUCAGUUGUACAAUCUCUAUCAAAUGGUGACAUUUACGUUGGAUCUGAAAAUUUGGUUAUGAAACUGAGAAAGAGCGAUCAAAGAGCUGUCACUAUUGCUGGAACAAGGACAACCUUAGCUGGUGAUGGUUAUCAAGGUAUCUAUUCUCAAUUGUCACAACCAAGAGGUGUUUGUGUUGGUCCAACAGGUGAUAUUUACAUUGUGGAUGCUGGAAAUUAUGUUAUUAGAAAGAUUGAUUCGAAUGGCAUAAUCUCAACAUUCAUUGGAGAUGGAGUAUCAGGAUACAGAGAUGGGGAUGCAUUAACUGCCAGGAUAGGUUUUGCAUCUGCCAUCACUUGCCUAUCGAAUGGCGAUUUGUUAAUUUCUGAUUCUAUAAGCGAUGGUAUGCUGUUUUUUGGCAACUAUCUAAACAAUCAAAGAAUUAGAAAGUUCACUGCCAAGACGAAUCAAGUAACCACCGUCGCUGGUACUGGUGUCCGUAGUUAUAGUGGAGAUGGGGGUCCUGCAAUUAUUGCCCCUCUAAAUGGGCCAACAGGAGUUUAUUACAACGAAACUAAUGGUGAUAUUAUUUUCUGUGACUCUGAAAAUUACAGAAUUAGAAAGAUUAGUAACAGUACUGGUCUAAUAACAACAAUUGCUGGGACUGGGGUUUAUUCCUAUAAUGGAGAUGGUCUUGCUGCUCUAGCAACCAAUAUAGCACCUUUUGGAAUCUCAGUUCACCCAAUUACAGAUGAAAUUUACUUCUCAGAUAUGAACUCAUUUAUGGUUAGAAAAAUUGAUAGUAAGGGAUUAAUCAAGACAGUUAUUGGCUAUAUUCCUGGAUGCACUGGUUUCAGUACUACAAGCUAUGCAAACAAAACAUGUUUAAACUUUCCUUCACAAAUUAUCUUCUCUCCAAAUGGUGAUCUCUUCGUUGCUGUAUAUCUUGACCACAUUAUCAAAAAGAUGAAUUAUGGAUCAGAUGUGGUGUAUAACGUGGCUGGAACUGGAGCCAAAGGAGUUGUCCAACCUCCAUUUUCUGGAGAUUUGGAGGCAACUAGUACAAACCUCAACCAUCCAUUUGGAGUGGCAUUUUCUCCAUUUACAAAUGAAUUGAUAUUUAGUGAUACUGAUUUUUAUAGAGUUCGAAAGGUUACACCAUUUGGUUUUGUUAAAACUAUUGCAGGUGGUAUUGGUGAUAAUGGAUUAGCUGUCAAUGCUUACGUUGGGUUUGUGAGAGCAUUAGCCCUCACUGAUAAUGAAAUUUAUCUGUCAGAUAGUUUUUAUAGAAUUAGAAAAGUUUCAUUCUCAAGUGGAAUUAUUACAACAUUUGCUGGUAAUUACAAUUAUGUGGAAAUGGAAGACAAUGUACCAACAAACUAUACUAGUUUAGACAUUUACGAUAUGAAAAUAAGGAAUAAUGAGCUAGUUUUUAGUGACAGAUGUAGUAUAUUGAAAACUAAUAUUUCAGGAACUGGAAUUUUGACUCGAGUAGCAGGGAAAAAGGAAUGUGGUUACGUUAUUGAUUCAAUGUUAUUGAAUCAAACAACCUUUUCUACAAAUACAACCUUUGGUUAUUCUAUCUCAUUCACUUACAUGUCAAAUGGCGAAAUGUUGAUUGCUGACACCAACAACAAUGUCAUUAGAAAAGUAGAUUUAAAUGGCUAUAGUACAAUAAUAGCUGGUAAUGGAACAGCAGGAUUCAAUGGAGAUUCCGAUGCUAAACAAGCAUAUCUUAACAAUCCACAGGGUUUAUCAGUAUUGAGCGACGGUAGAAUAAUAUUUUCAGAUUCAGGCAAUGACCGUAUACGAAUGCUUUCUCCUUAUUGUAAAGAAGAAUACUAUAUCCUUACUCAAUCACCAGAAGGAUUAGUCUGUAAUUUAACAUCCUGCUUUGGAAAACUAUCUAAUGAUCCGAAUGUGUGUUCAGGAAAUGGAAAAUGUAUUGGAAUUGAUACUUGCAAGUGUCAUGAAGGAGUGAAAUUUGUUGGAAACGAAUGUAGAGAAGAAAGGUCAUUAGAAAUCAUUGGAAAACCUGCUGGUUUUGUUAAGGGAACUAGUAAUUCAUUUUAUAUGUCCAUUGUUUCUGUGAUUCUUAAAAAGGGAGAUUUUGAAUCGAUUAUUAAUUCUAAUAAUUGCACGAAUUGUACUUGGACAAAUUUAAAGUAUUCUUGGAAAAUAAGUGAUGGUAAUCAAACUAGUUUUUAUGUGCCAGAAUCUUUGAUAGCUUAUUAUCAUGGAAAGGUUUCCAAUGGACUAUUCAAACUUUCGUUUAGACCUAUUCUUUCCUUGAAAGGAACUACAUCUUCACUUCAAGGAAAUGUUACUUUAAGUGUCAAAUUCCACAACUCUAUGAAUAUAACAGAAUCUGUAGAAUUUGUUGAGAGUUUUCCUUUAAUUUCACCACCCCAAAGAAUCCAUUCGAAUGCCACCAUUUUACCUCAAUCAGGUAUGGCUCUUUCAUCACUUUUCACAAUUCAAGAAGAUUUAAAUAAUUGGAUAGUACCAGAUCCCAUUCUUGGCAAUCUUGAGUUCUCUUUCGGUUUCGAGUUCAUAAACUCAUUUGGAGAGAACAGUUUGAUUAGACUGAGUGAGUUUUCCACUAAUAGCUCUCUCACCACCUAUCUUCCUUUCAUUCAAAAUAAUCGAACAAAUGACAUGUCAUUUAGUUCAAUUAAUUUAUAUGUCAUUUGUAGAGAUAGUCUCUUUAAUGAAUAUCCUGAAUUUAUUGGCUCUGUGAAAGUGAUCCCAAACUCUGAGGAUUUGAACGAUUUGAUUUUGAGAAUUAGGCUUAACAAUGUUUUGGCCAAUAUUGUACCAUAUGAUCAAUCAGCAAAUCAAAAUACAGAUAUUCUUUACGAAUCCAUUAGAAGCAUUAACAUUCAAUUCGAAAAUCCUUCUUUGACACUUUCUGUCAUUAAUCAAUUAACAUCAAGUUCCUUGGAAACAAAAUCAGCUUACAUAGUGAGUUCUAAAUUAGACGAGUACUUGUCCAAAGUAUAUGAACAAGUUAGAAUUGAAAAGAAUUCAAAUGGGUUUAUAUCCAAGCAAAGAAUGUCCGAUACUGACCUUUUCAAUACAUUAUCAACUACGAGCAAUAUUUUGCUGAAUGGAUACGUUAAUAUAUCGAAUAUCUGCAAUCAAUUAUCUUCCAUUAUCCUCAGUCAGCAAAACGCAAAGGUUUAUUCAGAUUCAAUGGUGCCUAAUUCCUAUAUUUCACAUCUAAUCAACAUAACAACUACAAGCUUUUUCAAAACAUCUAACACUGGAACCAUUUCUCAAAUAUAUAAUGAUGUUUCCUUUGCUACAGAUUAUAUACUUUCGAAAUAUGAUGGUUAUUAUUCCGAAAUUGGUUUGUCUCUUAUUACAUUUGAUGAAAAUUUAUAUAUCAAUGGAAAUUCCACACAAUUAACCAAAUCAAAAGAAUUUACAAUGUACAAAUCUGGUUCACAAAUCUCUUUAUCCGACCUAAGAGAUCCUAUUUACAUCACAUUCACUAUAGAUACUAACUCUUCCAUUUCGAAUUCUUCGUUAUUAAGUUGUCAAUUUUGGAACGAAACAAACCAAAGAUGGGAAAGCCACGGAUGUUCAAUUUUCAGUUUUAACAACAAAACUAAUCAGUUAAUCUGCCAAUGUAAUCAUGCUACUCUCUUUGCAGCAUUUAUUGAACAAGAAACCCCAUCAUCUACUGAAUAUCUCAGGCAAAUUUCCUCUCUCUACAUUGCCCAAAUUUCAUUUGGUAGUUUAUUCUUGCUUCUUUCACUUACAAUACUUACACUUUUGGUUACCUUUAGAAAAUCAAUUCUAGUAAGAAGUAGAUUUAUUACGCCUUAUAUUGGAAUAACAGCUCUCAUUAUUGAAUGUUCAAUGCUGUUAAUCACUCAGAGAGGAAUUUUACUGGGCUAUGCCAAUAGUGUUAUUGGCAAUCAGCAGGAUUUUGAACAAAGUCAAUCAACAGUUAUUCAAUUACAGAAUGGUGAUUUGGUUGCUAAUAUUAUUUCCAAUAUUUUUACAAUUAUUGUAAACACAAUGACACUAACGGCUUUUUUUUCAUAUUUAUAUCAAGUUGUGAGAUUCCAAGUACUGAAAUACUUUUAUCAUCAAAUAUAUAUUAUGUUCCAUUCUAAAGAGCCAAAGGGUGAAACUAUUCUCAAGUUGACAAAAUUAUUCCUUUCAACAAGAGUAAUGCUAAUACUCAUGUGUCUUUUCAUUUCACUGAAUGUGAUUUAUUGGGUAUUAUGGGUAAUUCUUAUUCGUGUUGGGGUUAUUACAAGCUUGACCUAUACUCAUAUUGUUUCUAUCUCCUUUACCUGCUCCAUUCUCUUAUUAGGAUUCAUCACUUGUUGCAUUAUUGGAUUAGAAUUAAUAAUGACAUGCGUAUCAAAGAGAAAAGAAAGAGAAAUUAUACAACAAGGUCAGGAGAAUAAUGAAAAAACAAAUCUCAACUUUUCCUUAAAUGAUUUAAUAACUGGCAAGAGUUUAGAAAAAUUUGAAAAUUUCACAGCAACUAAAAAAGCUCUAAGAAUGCCACUAUAUGGAAUUCGUGAAGCUUUUACAAGGUUGGAUUCACCACUUUACUUUAGAGCUGAAAUGUGUCUAUUUGUAAUGUGUUUUACGUGUUUGGUAAUCUCACAAAUCAUUGGCCUGUCAGGAUUGUCAUUCAGAAAAGAAAAUUCCCUAAAGAUGUUGCUCUUGAAUGAUUCCAUCUCAUUACUGUUUGACAUUUUGUACAUGUUUAGUUAUUUGUUUGUGUUUGGUGGUUACUCUUUGGUUAUUCUAAUCAUUCAAAAAUUCAAGAAAAAACAAUUGGAGAAACAGGAUGAUGAUGACGAUAUUAGAAAGCUCAUUGAGCAUAGUGAAGGUUUGAAAUUAUUUGAAUGGUUCUGUGAAAAAGAAUAUUCACUCGAAAAUUUACAAUUAUAUUUGGAACUCAGAAAUAACCAAAACAUUCUUGAAAGUUUGAAUGAUUUCCAACAAGUCAAAACUGUCAUUAAUCAUAUUUAUGUUACUUAUAUUCAGAUGGGAGCCUUGAAAGAAGUUAAUAUUUCAUCAGAUUGCUCUAAAUUAUUCGCAUCUCUAGUCAAGAGAUUAGAUUCUGUAGAUAAUUUGAAUGUUGAAUUAGAAAGUGCAGAAAAUAUGGGAAGUAAAAAGACAAUGAACUUCCCACAAGGUUUGAAAGAAUCAAUCACAGAAUCAAUAGAAUCUCUUCAAAAUCAAAUUCGUUUCAAUCUGAGCGAUACUCUUUCUAGAUUCAUUUUUACACAACAAUUCAAGACCUAUCAAGAAAUUGUAAAUUACAAGGAAAAUCUACUCAAACAAGCCAAACUGGAAAUUUAA
Naegleria gruberi is the source of this 6639-nucleotide messenger RNA. RefSeq lists its product as uncharacterized. Gene Ontology annotation, molecular function: protein binding. Bases 1 to 6639 code for a protein of 2212 amino acids. The record is from RefSeq and is a predicted model, not a curated record. The transcript has a single exon. Lineage: Eukaryota; Heterolobosea; Eutetramitea; Acrasida; Naegleriidae.